AUGGCCACCUAUCCUGAGAGCUACUUGGAUGCUACCAUGCUGAACUUCGUUGCAGAUCUCUCUUUGGCCUCUCCAAGACACCCUCUUCUCUGUGACUUCCCACCUGGGGUCCCUUUGGGGGACCAAACACUGGGCUUCAGAGAAAGAAGACCCAGGAGGCUGUUGCAAUUUGAGGAAACAGACCAGGAGGAGGAGGGGAGCGAAGUGAUCUUUGAGGACCGGGAGGAGGAGGAAGAGGAGGGAGAGGGACGCCAGAGAUCCUUGCUGGGUCGCCCCAAAAGGAAAAGGGUCAUCACCUACGCCCAGCGCCAGGCCGCCAACAUUCGCGAGAGGAAGAGGAUGUUCAACCUAAACGAGGCCUUCGAUCGGCUGCGCAGGAAGGUGCCCACCUUUGCUUAUGAGAAGAGGCUGUCUAGAAUCGAGACCCUCCGCUUGGCCAUCGUCUACAUUUCCUUCAUGACGGAGCUCCUGCAGAGCAGCGAGAAAAAGGAGACCCGCUAA
This is a messenger RNA of Phodopus roborovskii (desert hamster), 501 nucleotides long. RefSeq names its product Fer3 like bHLH transcription factor (gene Ferd3l). NCBI's taxonomy places the organism in Eukaryota, Metazoa, Chordata, Mammalia, Rodentia, Cricetidae. The transcript has a single exon. The record is from RefSeq and is a predicted model, not a curated record. Bases 1 to 501 code for a protein of 166 amino acids. Gene Ontology annotation, biological process: regulation of transcription by RNA polymerase II; developmental process. Gene Ontology annotation, molecular function: RNA polymerase II transcription regulatory region sequence-specific DNA binding; protein dimerization activity; DNA-binding transcription factor activity, RNA polymerase II-specific.